Molecule: messenger RNA, 1961 nt
Organism: Rhipicephalus sanguineus (brown dog tick)
Lineage: Eukaryota; Metazoa; Arthropoda; Arachnida; Ixodida; Ixodidae
Product: dnaJ homolog subfamily C member 17
Exons: 6
Coding region: 217-1041 (274 amino acids)
Biological process (GO): spliceosomal complex disassembly
Cellular component (GO): spliceosomal complex
Molecular function (GO): RNA binding
Source: RefSeq, a predicted model, not a curated record
UGGCCGGCCUGUGGAGCACCUGUGAGCUUCAAAACAUUUCGCGUUCACUUUGCGUUGCGCGGCCGCGACCUUUUAUCCUAUCUUUUCGUCUCUAAGAGUGUGCGCUAUCGCUAUAACAUUUCGCAGAGUUCUUGAACAACAUCAUCAGGCUGUGAGAGUAGCCGUUGUGGUACUUUCAGCGCUUUCAGCGGAGGUGUACAGCUGAAACUGGCGACCAUGGAUUCUCUGAUGCAAACAAACCUCUACGAGCUCCUUCAGGUCGCCGUUGGCGCUGACGAGAAGGAGAUCAAGAGUGCGUACCGAAAGAAGGCAUUGACAUGCCACCCGGACAAGAACCCUGACAACCUCCGAGCAGCCGAACUCUUUCAACAGCUGUCCCGUGCCUUGGAGGUGCUCACCGACCCGGCUGCACGAAAUGCAUACGAUGCGGUGCUCAAAGCUCGCGAGGCGGCCAAGAUUCGCCACCAGGGUAUGGACGCCAAGCGGCGCAAACUCAGGGAAGAACUGGAGGCCCGCGAGGCGCCGGGGCAACAAGCAGCAGCUGCGGCAACGGCUCAGCAACGACUCGAGAAGGAGGUGGAGAGGCUACGCCGCGAGGGCUCUCGGCAGCUGGCUGAAGAGCGGGAACUGCUCCAACGCCAAAUGAAACAACAGAUGCAGCAGAAGGACGAACAGCCCGACGAUCUGACGAGAGUGAAGGUCCGCUGGAAGCAGCAGCCUGGACUUAGGGGCUACACAGAGACAAGCCUGCGGCAGCGGCUUUCCCAGUACGGAACCAUCAGCUGCCUCGUCUUCCGCAACGGGUCGGCUCUCGUGGAGUUCGAACGGCCAUCCGCAGCUCGCCUGGCAUCCCAGGUGGAACUAGGGAGCCCCGACGAAGGUCCACUCACGGUUCGUCUGUUGGGCGACUCGAAAGGCGGCGAGAGCACGCCACCCCCACCACCGCCGCAACCGAUGCGAACGUCUCAUGUCGACGACGACUACGAGGAUCUGGUGUUACGAAAGCUGCAGCAGGCUGCUGCUGCUGCAUCACAGCCAUAAUAACCGUGGUUGUACUCAUGCUCAUCAACUAGACUGUGCUUUGCACCACGCAUGCUUCGUAAAGCCCAGCGCCUUGCAAAGAUGUGCAGCCUUGAAACACCAGUGCGGUGCUGGACGCUCAGCUAGAGUGUACAUAAUGAAGACUGCACUCAUGGACACUGAAUCAACUAGGGGUGUGUGAAUAUACUAGUGAUUUUCGAGGUGCAACCAAAUACAAUUCAAGUAGUGCCAGAAAUGAAUAUAAUUUCAAAUAUUUUUCUAAUAAGUGUCAAAUAUGAAACAGCCAUCUUUACAGUUAGUACAAAAUGAUGUUCACAAACAGUUAGUACAAAAUGAUGUUCACAACCUAGUGUUUAUAAUUUUAGCAUUAAAAUUAUAAAUAAGUUGAUUCUUCAGGAUACUUUAGACAGUGUGAAUGAUCAUUGAACAACCAGUAAAGCCUAGCUGUCCAAGCAAAAUCAGACACUACGUCUCGCGUAUUAUGUCCAUGCCAUGCCUUUGUGGAUGAAAGUUAUCGUACUUUGUCAGACCAAUUUCGUGUUUUUUUGGGUGUAAUUAACAUCUUAAGGGGAGACGCGGGUCUUUUUUUUAUUUCUUUUAUUAGCUGGGUGAACUGAACGAAAUUUAACAAACUUAUCCCAUUUUUUCUGCAGAUUCCAAAUCUCUAAUUAGAUUUUUGGUAGCUGCAUUAGUACAAAAGAUGUGCAAUCUCUAAAAGCAUAUUUCUUACGAGAAUUUUUGGCAACUUUGCUUUGUCAAACACAGAAACAAAGUAUGUGGCAAGGCUGCCAGAGAGCUGGUUUAGCCGGUGAUGCUAAUCCGAUUGUCUUCAGCAAACUUUGAAUGCAAAAUAAAUAGACAUAAAUGUGAGUGAAAUUUUUUUGCUGCAUACUAUUUCUGAUAAUCGAGAAUUAUAAUUU